This is a messenger RNA of Saccostrea cuccullata (small rock oyster), 3448 nucleotides long. RefSeq names its product suppressor of cytokine signaling 7-like. The coding region runs from base 148 to 1419 and encodes 423 amino acids. Gene Ontology annotation, cellular component: phosphatidylinositol 3-kinase complex. Lineage: Eukaryota; Metazoa; Mollusca; Bivalvia; Ostreida; Ostreidae. Gene Ontology annotation, molecular function: 1-phosphatidylinositol-3-kinase regulator activity. Gene Ontology annotation, biological process: phosphatidylinositol phosphate biosynthetic process; intracellular signal transduction. The record is from RefSeq and is a predicted model, not a curated record. The transcript has 2 exons.
UUUUAUGAGUUUUUUUGGAAUAACGUGGGCUUGACUUUUCUGGCAACGAAUAGAGUGGGCGCCCACAUGAUUAGAAUAUGACAUCACACCUCCACUCCUCAUAACUUCCUGUUGCGAUGCCUGCACCUUAGAAAAAAGGCAUUAAAAAUGUCUCAAGAUGGUGACUUUGCGGGAAAUAGCUCGGAGAAGUUGCUACCGGUGAAUAAUAACACAAGAAGGGAUCUGCCCAUUAAUAAUUUGGGGGGACACAGACUUCAUCGCUCCUCAGUAAGGCCCUUUUUCUGCUGUGGUAGUCAACUGUCUUUAAAUAGCAUAACAGAUUUCAUUGAGGCAUCGGAUCAGUCAGACUGUGACGAUGGCUUAGACCUCAUGACAAAUUUAUCUCUAUCCAAAAAGACGCAAAACAGACGCAAGAAAAACAAUGAAGGACGCAAGAAAUUCUGGACACUGAAACUAAGAGGUAAACUGCAUGUCCCCAAAAGAUCCACGUACAAUACAAAUGAAAGUGACUCUGCAGGGGGCAUCGUGUGCACUUCAUACAGAAAGCCUUCAGAUGAAAAUGAGAGCGGUGCGGAACAAAGUGCAGGUGCUUCAGCACAACCUCAGGAAGUGUUUGUAACUCUACGCCCUAUAAACUAUGAUGAACUAUACCCCACUGAGGACAUCGAUCAGAGAAGAAUCCGCCAGAGGGCGCAAGAAAUGGAGGAGGGAAUAGAUGUACAGAGUGCCUGUAUCCUCAUUCCUCAACCUGUCGAAUCCUCAUCAGAUGAGGAAUAUGACUGCCCUCAACCCUCACCACAAAGAAACAGUUACUCCUCAUUUCCCGAGUCCUGGCCCUACGGGUCCUUCUCAAUGCUACCCACACAUUCCAACAAUCUUCCUCCCCCUACUGUCCGCCCACAUUCCCAAGUGGAUUUCAUUCACUGUCUGGUCCCAGAUAUCGCCAGCAUUACAAACUGCAGCUACUACUGGGGUGUAAUGGAUCGCUACCAGGCUGAAAAGCUACUGGAUAAAAAGCCAGAGGGAACCUUUUUGCUUAGAGACAGUGCACAAGAGGAGUACCUGUUUUCUGUCAGUUUCCGACGCUACGGCCGUUCCUUGCACGCAAGGGUCGAACAGUGGAAUCACAAAUUCAGCUUCGAUUCACACGAUCCUGGCGUCUUUGCCUCCGAGACUGUGUGUGGACUGAUUGAACAUUAUAAAGAUGCCAGCGUUUGUAUGUUUUUUGAACCAAUGCUUACCACACCUCUGCAUCGUACAUUUCCUUUUAGUCUUCAGCACAUGUGUAGAUCGAUUAUUUGUGACCGGAUAUCGUAUGAUGACAUUAACAUUCUGCCCCUUCCUCGUCAGUUGCGAGACUACAUGAGGUACUAUCAUUACAGGCAAAAGAUACGCACUCGAAGAUAUGACAUGGCUUAGAAAGUCUUUUUCUUCAAAGUUCGAAGUUAGAAGAGGCAUUACACUUUGUGUCCAGUUUUGAUUGUACCCAGUUAUUUAGACUAGUGCAUAGUUGACAUGUUUUUUUCAUGUGUAAAGUAGAUUUCAGCAGCAUGUAAAAUUAUUUUUAUAUCAUGUUUGUUGAAUUAAAAUAAAAUGUUUCUUGCACCCUUAUUUUCAAGGGUAUAUUUGGAAGAAAUUGUUUACAUUAGUUAGAGCAUUUUAUUGACUGUGGCAGAGAGAGAAUUUUGGGCAUUAGUCAAAAAUAAGUUUAUAUUCAAUUAGUUCAUGAUCUAAUCCUAGAAACUUGGGAUUGUUUUGUGCAUGAGACAUCUUGCCUUGUCUCUUCUUUAAUGAACUUAAUUAAAAUGUUGGCAAGCAACUAAUGUAUAAUAUAUUUGAUAUAGGGUAGUGCUGGUAUUCCCCUUACUAUUAUUGUAUUUUUGAAUUGUUUGAACAUAUCAUUAAAAUCAAGCAUUAUUAAAUGAAGGUGAUGUGUAAUUUAACCAAAACAAACAGUUUGUGCAAUUAUGAAAAUGACAUGUUCUGAGAAAUUUCAAAAAGUUUUUUUUUUUUUGGUCAUUAAGCCAUAUGACUUGGCUUCAUUUUAAAGAUUGGUCAAUAUCAAAGUUAAUGAAUUAAAAACAUUUGAUCUGCUUACAGCCAAGUAAUUUGUGAUACAUGAUGAUGUAUAAUGCACAUAUAGAUCUACAAGCAUGAGAGGUUUAGGACUCAAAAGCAUUUAUAUAUUUUUAGGAAAUCUUUAUUUUCAGAAUGGCCAAGUGUAAGGUAUACAUUUAUAUAUAUAUAAUUAUGUGUGGCAGAAUUUUCCUCUAAUGAGGCUUUUGAAAUUUUAAAUACAAAUGGACUGUACCAAGAUUUUUUUUUUUUUAAAUAUUUUUCUUGUUUACUCCAUCUUGUACAUGUCAGCAUAUUUCCUCAAUUUCAUAAUAUUCCUUGUACAUGUUGUACUUUACUUGGAAAAAAAAUGUUUCAGUGCUAUUUUUUGCUUUACAGUUACCCACUCAUUGUGGAUUUGUAUUUCCUUUAAGCUUGCUUCCCUGUCUUCUAGUGUUAAUUUCCUUCAAUACAAGAAUUCAGUAUGGUGAUGUCAAAUAUGCACUUGUGUCAAAAAGAAUUUAGAAAAACUUCAAGUGGACUGCAAAAAAGCUAAAACUAAAUUUUAAGAUUUUCAUUUCUCUGUCACUUUCAAAAUUUUGUCUCAUUUUGCAUCUCUUUCUAGGAGCAUGAUACUGAUCACAUCCACUGGAUGCAAUGCAAAAUUUGAGCAUUUUGUUUAAAUUCAGAAUUAUUCGUAAACAUAUAAAUCUAGCUACAUAUGUAUAAAUAGACAUCUUGAUGUGAUGCAAAAAAUUGAGCAUGUAAUUUUAAAUUUGUAAACAUACAAAUCAUGCUGUAAGUAGACUGUACUUAUGCCAGACAGUGGAGGUUUUAAGGUAUGUUAUCCCCUCUCUUCAUUCAUACAAGAUUUUGCUUAAAAAUAUUUAAGAAUGAUUUUACUGGAAGAAGUUCGAUUUAUAAUAAAAAUGCACACAAUUUUAGCAUAUUUUGCAGAAGGAAAAAUUGACAGAAACAUAAGUUUUUAAAGAAAUAUUACUGGUAACUAUGUUGUAUCAGGCAACUGAGAGUUAUCUCUCUUAUCAAAGGGUCAACAAGCCUUAAGGAUCUUUAUAUAUAAUACAAAUACAUGUACCAAUAUAAUUUUUCAAGAAACUUAUUUACAGGUACAAAUCUCAAUGUCUCUUUCCCUUACAUAUAGAGUUUGGGGUUUGUGUCAACAGGAAUUGGCACCUGUGUAAAGCAUCAUAAUUUUUUUGGCUUAGAAUUUGUGCAUGGUUAUUGAGUUACAGCAACGUAGUAAUCAGUGUAAGACCUUUAUAAAUAGUGCAAUAACAUUAAAUCCUCACCCCCAGCGAUGUGCUGCUUUAUAUAAGUUGGUUGUUUAUGUAUUGUGCCAUUGAUAACAAAAAAUAAAUUAGCUUGUCAUGGU